GUUAAAGAAGAAGAUGGACCAGCUGAUCGCCAGAGGGCCGUCUCCCUGACCGGAGCGACCAUCAUCAGGUAACCGUACCUGGAGAAGACCGGCGGCACCUACCGUAGCGAUCACAGCAGGGGAUGGGCAGGAGGACGGACGGCGGCAUCUAGGGAGAGAUUGCCAUGACCUAGAUGAGGAAGAAAGGAAGGACCGCCGACACCUGGGGUGUCGGUUCAUUAUGGGCGGCAAUACCGGAGGGGACUCGACGUCCUCACGAAGGAAAUGGAAGAAUAUGGUGCAUCUGGCCGAGGUGCAAAGACCACCUCUACCCAAGUGGAAGAAGAAGGAGCCAUUGGUCUUCACAGAUGAAGACUAUCCACCGGUUCUUAGCCCCCAUCGGGAAGCGCUGGUGGUAAAGGUAGAAAUCAAUAAUGUGGUAGUCCACCGCACAUUGGUCGAUACUGGCAGCUCGGUCAAUAUCAUGUAUAACAAUACCUUUAAGGAGCUGGGGUUGUCCCGGAACGACCUGAAGCCGAUCCAUACCCCGCUGUCGGGAUUUACGGGGGAUACCAUUGAAGCAGAAGGAACCAUCACGGUAAGGGCUGGGGUAGGAGAUGGCACCCACCGACUCUGGCUCGACGUGGAAUUUAUGGUAGCGCAGCUUGAUUGUGCACACCAUUUGAUCCUAGGGCGACUAGGUCUGGAGGACUUGGAGUGCGUAAUCUCUCCCGUCCACCUGUGCAUGAAGUUCAACACCCCUACCGGAGUAGGGGUGGCCAAAGGAAUCAGGAAGGAAGAGGGGCGACCUCGAGCUGAACCAGCGGAAGAGGUUGAAGAGGUCACCUUGGACCCAGCCAAGCCAGAGCAGAAGGGGAAGGUAGGUAAAACCUUACCUCAUAGGUCAAACGAGCAGCUAUUGGAGGUCCUGCGAGCAUUCAAGGUGCUAUUUGCUUGGGGCCCAGAGGACAUGCCCGGGGUCGAUCCGAAAAUCAUCUGCCAUAGGUUGGCAGUGGAUCCGACACAUAAGCCAGUCAAGCAGAAGAAACGUUUCCUUUCCUCAGAAAGGAGAGAAUUUGUCACUAAGCAAGUGACGACCUUGCAGUCCAUUGGGCACAUCCGGGAGGCCCACCCGGUCCACGUGCUAUCCCAAAUUCCAAUCGGAACCCUCCUCUGGAGUCUGAAUGCUCCGUCACGAGUUAGCAAGUGGGGAGUGUUCCUGGGAUCUUUCCUGAUAGAAUUCAAGCCACGACCAGCGAUCAAGGGGCAGGCCUUGGCGGAUUUUGUGGUAGAAUGCAUUGCAAGGGAAGUGGAAUCCAACAGAGAAGAACCCGAAGGAAAUUGGUGGAUUAUUUACAUCGAUGGACCGUCCGCGACUGACGCUUCGGGGGGAGGCGUCGUGGAAAUAUCACCGGAAGGAUUCAAGGCAUACUACUCCGUAAGGUUCCGGUUCAAGGUCCAGUGCGAUUCCAAGCUGAUAGUAGGCCACGUCACGGGAGAGUUUGAGGCCAAGGAUGAGCGAAUGAAGAGGUAUAGAGAUACUCCUCUAGAAUUACUUAAGGCGUUCGGGGCAUACCGGAUAGAGCAGGUCCCUCGAGAAGAAAAUGCCGAGGCGGACAUCCUGUCAAAACUUGGUCCAGACUCCCCAGAUCAUAUGAGACUGGCUGUUCUUCAAGGGGCUGUUCUUCAAGGUUUUGGUUUCACAGAAAAGUCCACUUCCCUACUUCUUCAAAACCUAAGGUCUACAUACAUAUCAGUUCUUGUCAAUGGGAAACCAUCAGGAUUCUUCCAAAUCAAGAGAGGAGUCAAACAAGAGGACCCCUUAUCCCCUCUCUUCUUCAUCUUGGGUUCUGAGGGUUUUUCCAGGAGCCUAGAACAUGCAAUCAAUAUUGGUUACAUAGCUCCUUAUAAGGCUGGCAGGAGUAUGGUUGUUUCUCAUUUGGACUUUGCAGAUGACCUGAUUGUGUUUCUCAAAGGAGAUUUCAGGAACCUACUGAGAUUCAAACACAUUCUAAAUAACUAUCUCAGAGCCUUAGGACAGGAAGUGAAUCAGAAGAAAAGCACAAUCUACUGCAAAAAGAAUUUCCAUGGGGACUAUAUACUCAAAGUGGAAGAGGCUCUUGGCUAUAGGAUUGACAACCCCCCCUUCAAAUAUCUGGGUUCUACCAUCACAACUGUACAGGACCUACCUAAGUCUAUCAUCAACUUGAUUCACUCUAAAUUGGCAAAUUUCUUUUGGGGAACUAAAAAUGGUAAAUACAAGCAUCACUGGGCUAAAUGGACCACUCUAUACAAACCCACUGGUGAGGGAGGGAUAGGUACCAGAAGCUUAUUUGACAUUCAAAAAGCCUCAGCCUUGAAGCUUUGGUGGAAGUCAGUUACAGAGCAAUCUAUUUGGGCCUCCUUUAUGAGGGACAGAUACUAUAGGGAUGGUCUUUUCGAAGCCAAAUUAUAUGACUCUUCCUCCCGGAAGAAAAUUUGCAGAAUUUCUCACAUAGGUCUCCGGAAUACUACCCUGUCCAAUCACACCUACAGUUGGAUCAAUGGAGAAUUCACCUUCAAAGAGGCUUACUGGGCAGUAAGGGAAAGGAAUAUCAGUGAGCAGCUUUUCACCCUUAACUGGAACAAAUUCCAGAUUCCUAAGGUUAAGCUUUUUUCACUUGGAAAGCUUUGAACCAAUUUCUCCCUUUUCCCAAUAUUCUCAAAAAACUGAAUUUUAACCUGCCUAGUAAGUGCUUAUUAUGUGGCAAGGCUGAAGCUACGGAUAAACACACGCUACUUACCUGUGAGAUGGCACAAAGCAUCUGGAAAGCCUUUGCAGACUACAUCGGAGGACCAGUUUGGAAACAAGAAACAGAGCUAAGGGAU
Molecule: messenger RNA, 2847 nt
Organism: Cuscuta campestris
Lineage: Eukaryota; Viridiplantae; Streptophyta; Magnoliopsida; Solanales; Convolvulaceae
Source: the annotation of a GenBank genome assembly